ACCAAUCAGAUUUAUCGAAAUAAUUCAGUGCGUUGUGACAUCCGGGAAAUAAGCGCCUGUCCGUUUCGAAGAUCAACAAAACAGAUUAUGUCUAGCUACGGAAAAAAGACAGCUCUAGCAGGAGGAGGUAGAAAAAAGGGAGGUGCCAAACCAGAUUUGACAGAAGAACAGAAACAGGAAAUACGAGAAGCUUUUGAUCUUUUUGACACAGAUGGCUCAGGAACGAUAGAUGCCAAAGAAUUAAAGGUAGCUAUGAGAGCAUUGGGAUUUGAGCCUAAGAAAGAAGAAAUAAAGAAAAUGAUUCAAGAGAUAGAUAAAGAUGGAUCAGGUACAAUUGAUUUCAAUGAUUUCCUCACCAUCAUGACACAGAAAAUGAGUGAAAAAGAUGUGAAAGAAGAAAUUCUGAAAGCUUUCAGGUUAUUUGAUGAUGAUGAGACAGGAAAAAUCUCAUUCAGAAACUUAAAAAGAGUUGCAAAAGAAUUAGGGGAAAAUCUCACAGAUGAAGAAUUACAGGAGAUGAUAGAUGAAGCCGACAGAGAUGGGGAUGGUGAAAUCAAUCAAGAAGAAUUCCUCAAAAUUAUGAAAAAGACAAGUUUAUAUUAGAGACAUUAGUGAAUUUUGUUAGAUCUGAUUUAUCUCCCUUUCAAAUCAUAUUUUGAAUAUUGUGAAGCAUUUACCACUAUUUCAAUGGGACCAAAGUAUAUCUGAUAUGAUUGUUGUUGUUUGAGUGAGUAAAAGGUGCUGAUGAAGCAA
This is a messenger RNA of Mytilus trossulus (common blue mussel), 753 nucleotides long. RefSeq lists its product as uncharacterized. Gene Ontology annotation, biological process: mitotic cell cycle; centriole replication. The record is from RefSeq and is a predicted model, not a curated record. Gene Ontology annotation, cellular component: centrosome; centriole. The transcript is spliced from 5 exons. Gene Ontology annotation, molecular function: calcium ion binding. NCBI's taxonomy places the organism in Eukaryota, Metazoa, Mollusca, Bivalvia, Mytilida, Mytilidae. Bases 88 to 603 code for a protein of 171 amino acids.